AUGGUGUCAGACUACGCCCGCGUCUCACUCGGUGGCACACCAUUCUACUCCGACCUCGACGAUGACUGGCAUGAAGCCUCUAACAUCCUACGCCGCUUCUCCGUGAACACAUACUCAUUAGAAUGGCUCGACCUCGAGGGCUGUCAAUGGAUCAGAGCGCUGACAUGGCAUCCCUUUACGCCAGACACCACACAACAUGCAGUCGACACGUGGAGUAUAGCAGCGGCAUCACCCGGUCCCGAUUGGAACGAUGCAUGGCGGCGCAUCGUGUACUUGAACUUCUUUCAAGGCUGGAUCCCAGCCGACAGAAAGAGUCUGCAGAACAUGCCUGCAGGCGUCAUACCUGUGCAACUGAUGCGCUGGCUGAGAGAGAAUAAAGAUGAGGAUAUGAGCUGGAAACUGAAUGCGAAGGAAAGAGGUUACGCGGUGCAGGAGUGGAUCGAGAAGGAGAAGACGAGCAGGAGUGUGGCAUCUGAAAUCCUGGCGAUGAGGCGCAGGAAAGAGGGGAGUUGGUGCAAGAUUGAUCCCGGAUGGGGGGAGGAGGUUUGA
This is a messenger RNA of Parastagonospora nodorum SN15, 549 nucleotides long. RefSeq lists its product as hypothetical. The coding region runs from base 1 to 549 and encodes 182 amino acids. NCBI's taxonomy places the organism in Eukaryota, Fungi, Ascomycota, Dothideomycetes, Pleosporales, Phaeosphaeriaceae. The record is from RefSeq and is a predicted model, not a curated record. The transcript has a single exon.